Molecule: messenger RNA, 1630 nt
Organism: Aricia agestis (brown argus)
Lineage: Eukaryota; Metazoa; Arthropoda; Insecta; Lepidoptera; Lycaenidae
Product: sterol O-acyltransferase 1
Exons: 10
Coding region: 167-1564 (465 amino acids)
Biological process (GO): cholesterol metabolic process
Cellular component (GO): endoplasmic reticulum membrane
Source: RefSeq, a predicted model, not a curated record
AUGUCGUAUCGCUAGUUUAUUAGUCUGGGGCGACUGUGAUAGUCAAUUGUUCGUGGACAGUGGACAUACACGUGAUAAACAAUUAUAAUAAACACAGUAGGUACAGUGUACUUUUGUAUUAAAUUUUUAUAUUAAAAUUGUGAACAGAAAUAAGAAAUAAAACGCGAUGAGCGUGCGUCGACGCGGUGGGGGCGGCGCGCUGCAGAACGGAGUAGUCACAGAAGGAGAAAAGACUAAAGACCCAGAAUUCGCCAUUCGCGAGUCCCCUCUCACAGUUCUCAUAGAACACUCCCUACACAUCAGAGCAAUAUACCACAUAUUUGUGGUCAUCCUCCUUCUUCUGCUAUGCGACACGGUCGUGUACGAUCUCGUCGAGCGAGGAAAAAUAAACAUAGGUAUAACGACGGUGGUGGAGGGUUUCCGCGACAUCGGUCGGAGUAUUACUCUGUGGCUGUUCGAGCUGGCCGUGGCCGUGUCGUUCUACCCCGGACUACACUUGUACGCCGCAGGACGGAAGUUGGUCAAGAAAAAUCCAGCGCUAUGCAAAAUAUGGAGCUAUCUCGGCUUUUUGGGGGUGGUGGCGUUGGAAGUGGUUUUGAUCUUCAUGACCAUUCACCAGCUGGUACAUAAGUACCACGCGCUGGCAUCCACUGUGGCCGUCACUUGUGAGAUGUUCCGUUUCGCGAUGAAGAUAUGGGACAUAGCCAAGGCAUGUACCCCGCGAUGUCACGACGAGAGCAAGCCUCUCCCUACCUUCUCUCACUUCAUUUACUUCCUCUUCGCACCCACUCUCCUCUACAGGGAUAAUUAUCCAAGAACAAAGAGAAUAAGAUGGGAAAAGGUCGUCCUACAUUUUCUGGAGGUUGCGGCGAUUGUGUUCUAUAAUAGUUUUCUGUUCGAGCGGUUUAUUCUACCUUAUUGGUCCGAUUAUGGAAAGGAGCCUCAGGUGGAAGCGGGAAGCGUGGUUCGGGGGAUGUUUGCAUGUGUGUUGCCGGGGGUCAUAUCCUUUUUAUGUGGCUUCUACUGCCUCCUGCACGCCUGGCUCAACGCCUUCGCAGAGAUGCUCACAUUCGGCGACCGACUGUUUUACGAGGAAUGGUGGAUAUCAUCCCAAUUCUCCCGGUACUACCGCGCGUGGAACCGCGUGGUGCACUCGUGGCUGCGGGAGCACAUCUAUAUACCGCUGGCACCCAAUGCGGGGCGAGCCUUCUCCACCUUCACCGUGUUCAUUAUAUCAGCGAUAGCCCACGAGGUGGUCCUCGCGCUGUCGUUCGGCUUCUUCUACCCGGUGCUGCUGCUGGAGUUCGGCGUGUUCGGCCUGCUGAUGCUGCCGCUCACCGCCAGCGGCCGCCGCUUCCCCAGCGUCUUUAACCUCAUCAUGUGGCUUACCUUCUUCAUUGGAAAUGGUGUCCUAUGGAGUCUGUACCCCAUGGAAUACUUCGCUCGCAAGAACUGUCCGCCGUCGGAAAGCGACAGCUUCUUCGUACCGAAGUCGUGGUCCUGUCCGGAGAUCGUUAUGAAACCCAACUGGAAGUUCCAGAAUCCAUUUGAACUGAUCCACUGAAUGACUGCUCCUUACGUGCCUAAUUAGUUUAGCUAAUAAAUAUGUAAUAUGUUAAGUGAAAAAGUU